Messenger RNA from Vicia faba (fava bean), 414 nucleotides. The record is from the annotation of a GenBank genome assembly. NCBI's taxonomy places the organism in Eukaryota, Viridiplantae, Streptophyta, Magnoliopsida, Fabales, Fabaceae.
AUGAUGAUGCAGCCACUUCCCAAUGUUGAUAAGGCCUUUCCUAUCGUGAUUCAACAACAACGUGAAAUGAAUUAUGCAGCCUCUGUUCUUAAUCCCAUUGCAUCAUCUACUGAAGAAGCCACUACUUUUCAAGUUAAUUCAGGACAAAUAAAUGGCAAGGCACCUUUCAAAUACAAGUCACAAGGUGGAGCUCGAGGUCAAAAUCUCAUUUGCACUCAUUGUGGUAGAAACAAUCAUACAGUAGAAACAUGUUUCCUCAAGCAUGGCUACCCACCUGGUUUCAACGGUAAAGGUAAAACUUCUUCUUCCAAUCAGUCUCUUGUGGCUUCUAUUCAUGCAGGUUCAGAUGAAUCUCCCCCAAGUCUUGGUUUUACACAAGAGCAGUACAACAAUAUUUUGGCUUUACUUCAAUAG